AUGGGCCUCCCACUCGGCCUACCUGACGACGAUAUCGACGUCUGCUUUCCCCUCGCGGAACACCAUCUGCAGACGCGCGUCGAGCCUCGUCGUGAACUCCACCUGCUGCACCUGGUUGCCCAGCAAGCCAGGCUGCGUGGCGAAAUCAUCGAAUUGCGCAACAAGUCGCUACACUACGUCCAGCAUGAUCCUGACCGAGCGACAUCAAUCAUAGCUAAGCUUGGCCAAUGGUGGAACGAUGUUGAGGACUACAUCGACCCGGAUAGCCGAUCAUUCGAUUCCAAUGCGACGAGCAACAUGAACCACACUGCUACUUUUCUUGAGCACAACAGCUACUGGAACAUAUUCGUUGGAACGGAGGGUGCCAACGCUUCAUCAACAGAGUACUCCAACGGCCUAGACCCUUUCUCCGGCUUCGACAUCCCCUUCUGGUUUGAUCAAGAGCAGCAUUGGGAUUUCACAUAG
Alternaria infectoria is the source of this 465-nucleotide messenger RNA. RefSeq lists its product as uncharacterized. The coding region runs from base 1 to 465 and encodes 154 amino acids. The transcript is spliced from 3 exons. Lineage: Eukaryota; Fungi; Ascomycota; Dothideomycetes; Pleosporales; Pleosporaceae. The record is from RefSeq and is a predicted model, not a curated record.